This is a messenger RNA of Pezoporus flaviventris, 642 nucleotides long. It is a transcript of the gene HAUS7, whose product is annotated as HAUS augmin like complex subunit 7. The coding region runs from base 1 to 642 and encodes 213 amino acids. Gene Ontology annotation, molecular function: microtubule minus-end binding. The record is from RefSeq and is a predicted model, not a curated record. Gene Ontology annotation, biological process: centrosome cycle; spindle assembly. NCBI's taxonomy places the organism in Eukaryota, Metazoa, Chordata, Aves, Psittaciformes, Psittacidae. Gene Ontology annotation, cellular component: HAUS complex. The transcript is spliced from 6 exons.
AUGGCGGCUGAGGCGGCGGCGGCGGUGGUGGCGCGGCUGCGGGCCCUGCCGAGCUCCCCCCCCGGGCUGGAGGCGCCGCUGGAGCCCGGGGCCGCGCUGCGGCUGCUCUGCACCCCCUCGCGCCCGCGCCUGGCGCUGCUCGAGUGGAUCUGUUGCCGCGUGAACCCUCCCCUCGCCAAGCGCUUGGAUGAGCUCCGGCAUGGGCCCGAGAGAGCGCGGCUGAGAGAGCUGGCGGCAUUGGCGGAGGAGCUGAUGCUGAGCGAGGCCGAGGACACAGCGCUGGUGGAGGGCACAGCACCCCCCGAGCAGCAGCUGGGGUUCAUCAGGGACCUGCUGGAUGCGGCCCCCUCCAGGGAGGAGGAAGAGGAAAAUGCUCGGAGCAGCAUCCUGCUCCGCGCCAGCACCUUCCUGCAGGAGGUCCUGGAGUCCCCCGAGGGGGUGGCGGUGCUGAACCCCCCCCCGCUGAGCCCCAGCCCCGGGACCCCCCCCGGGAACCCCCCACCCCGCCUGGGGGAGCUGGAGCUGGAAGCGGAGCUGGGGGAGGCCCAGAAGCACCUGGAGAUGAUGGAGGCCGAGGUGAGGGGGGGCAUGGGGGGGUUUGGGGGCGCCCAUUCGGGGGGCUGGGAGUGCCCAUUGGGGUGA